GAGAUUGCCUGGUGAGCCUUUGAGAUGGAAACAAACAAAUCAAAUCUGGAGACUCAACUUCUGUGUUCUCCAAAUGAAGACGGAAGAAGAACAAGAAGGAACCAUGACGAACUUGAAGAUGGUGGUGAAGAAACAACAGAAGAAGGACGAAGAGGUUGUUGUCUGUGUGGGUUUAGAUCAACGGAGGACGUGGUGGAGGAAGCAAAGAGACAGAUAUGGCUGGCAGGGCCGCUGAUUGGAGUGAGUCUGCUUCAAUACAGCUUGCAGGUUAUAGCCAUCAUGUUCGUUGGUCGUCUUGGAACUCUUCCUCUUUCUGGUGCUUCCUUGGCCUCCUCCUUCGCCAACGUCACUGGUUUCAGCGUUCUGUUAGGGAUGGGAAGUGCAUUAGAAACACUAUGUGGCCAAGCCUACGGAGCCAAACAAUACCACAUGUUAGGAAUCCACACACAAAGAGCAAUGCUUGUCCUGCUUUGCUUGUCCAUUCCCUUAUCUGUAAUCUUGUACAACACCUGCAACAUCCUCACAAACCUCGGCCAACACCGGGACAUAUCGGCCGAGGCCGGGACAUUUAACCGGUGGCUGAUCCCCAGCGUGUUCGCCUACAGUCUCCUUCAGUGCCUCAACAGGUUUCUGCAGACUCAGAACAAUGUGUUUCCAAUUGUUGUGAGCUCAGGAGUCACAACUGUUGUGCAUGUUGGGUUUUGCUGGGUUUUUGUGUUUGGAUGUGGACUUGGAAGCAAAGGAGCAGCAUUGGCAAUAUCCGUUUCGUAUUGGGUUAAUGUGAUUCUUUUGGUGGGUUAUAUCAAUGUGGCUCCAAGCUGUGCAAAGACUUGGCAUGGCUUCUCCAAACAGGCCUUCUUUAAUCUUUUCACUUUCAUCAAGCUUGCAGUUCCUUCAGCUGUUAUGAUAUGCUUUGAGUAUUGGUCGUUCGAGAUGGUUGUUCUGCUAUCAGGUCUUCUGCCAAAUCCACAACUAGAGACAUCUGUAUUGUCCAUCAGUCUCAAUACUUGCUGGAUGGUGUACAUGAUAUCUGUUGGUCUUGGUGGAGCAAUAAGCACAAGGGUGGCAAAUGAAUUGGGAAGUGGGAACUCAGACGGUGCCGUAUUGGCAAUUAGAGUGAUGAUGACUAUGGUGAUAUGCGAGGGCGUCACAAUCGCAGUUCUGACGAUUUUGAUGAGAAAUGUGUGGGGAAAGCUUUACAGCAAUGACCCUCAGGUCAUCCAUUAUGUUGCCUCCAUGAUGCCCCUUCUUGCUCUCUCUGACUUCCUCGAUGGCUUCCAAUGCGUCCUUUCAGGGGCUGCGAGAGGGUGUGGUUGGCAAAAUCUGUGUGCAUUUAUAAACCUUGGUGCUUACUAUGUUGUGGGAAUUCCUUCUGCAGUCCUAUUUGCCUUCUUCCUUCAUAUUGGAGGCAUGGGGCUAUGGAUGGGGAUCAUUUGUGGACUCACUGUUCAGGGGAUAGCACUCGUUACCGUAAAUGCUUGUACUGAUUGGACUCAAGAGGCAAGGAAAGCAGUGGAUUUAACUCAGAAAACUAGCAUAGUUGUGGAGCCGUAGGAACAUUUCUUACAGAAAGGAAGAAAAAAUACGUGACACAAACACGAUGGCAUAUAUCUUCCCUUUUUCCCCUAAUUAUUUUUAUACGAGGAAUGUAUAUUAAUUACAGUAGUUUUUUUCCAUAGGAAUUCGAUU
Messenger RNA from Neltuma alba, 1689 nucleotides. Its product is annotated as protein DETOXIFICATION 16. Gene Ontology annotation, cellular component: membrane. Lineage: Eukaryota; Viridiplantae; Streptophyta; Magnoliopsida; Fabales; Fabaceae. Gene Ontology annotation, biological process: xenobiotic detoxification by transmembrane export across the plasma membrane. The record is from RefSeq and is a predicted model, not a curated record. Bases 25 to 1554 code for a protein of 509 amino acids. Gene Ontology annotation, molecular function: antiporter activity; xenobiotic transmembrane transporter activity. The transcript is spliced from 8 exons.